Closterium sp. Yama58-4 is the source of this 336-nucleotide messenger RNA. Lineage: Eukaryota; Viridiplantae; Streptophyta; Zygnematophyceae; Desmidiales; Closteriaceae. The record is from the annotation of a GenBank genome assembly.
AUGUCGGACGACACUGAGACUAAUGAUGUCCCUAAGGACGCGUCGCGCGACAUGCAGCAGCAGAGUCGCGCCCUAGAUUCCAUCACCGACCAUGUGGAGGAGCGACAACUAGAUUCGCGCCGAGUCCAAGAGGCCAUGGCGUCGAUUGCAGCGUCAUCUGCGGCGGACAGGGAGGCUCAACGCGCCAGGGAAAAGGAGCUGGCUGCAGUAAAGAUAGACUCAGCACACAUUGAUCUGAUUGCUUCAGAAAUGGAGGUUGACAAAAAGAUAGCAGAGAGAAGACUACGGGAACACCAAGGGGACCCUGUCGCUGCUCUUAGAUCUUUUCUGCACUGA